GCUCUGUUUUUCACCGGAGCUUUUUUCCUUGAGAAAAUGAAAUCCAUGAGUCAAGACCCACAAAUAUAAAUUUGCUAAAACCGACCACUUGCAAUAAACCAAAUAUUUGUUCCCAGAAUUCCUUUGACGACAAAAUUUACUGUUUCUUCAAAUCUGAUUAUCUGACAUCGAUUCUAUGAUCUGCUAACAGUUCAUAUGCGUCUGUUCCGGGAGGAGAGAAACCCGUUGUUCACCUACCUCCGCUGCCUCGAUCAAUGGUCUUGCCGUCUGCUGUCCCUGGUCGCGGGAAUUCUGACCAGAUAUCUCCCUCCCCUGACGCUAAUGCCCACCACAUUAGCAUCGAAAAGAAGGGAGCAGAAACUAUGUUAGCUGAGGCAAGGGGAAGCUGCUCCAGCGUUGGGAAAAAACGAAAACUAUCACGCCUUCAGAAAGCAAAGGAAGAAUUCAAGAGGAUGAAGGCGGCAGUUAAGGAGAAGAGAGAAGAAACAGAUCAAAUGCAACAACAGCUAAUGGCAGAAACAGCAAAAAUGGAAGCUGCCGCGGAAAGAUUUGAGUCGGAGCUUGCUCAUGGUUGGGCUGAGAAUGAGUUGAUGAUGGAGCAAAACCUACAAGAUCAACAUCUUCUGAUGCUCUGCUGGGGAUAUAUUUCUUAGAUGCAGAUGAUGGUCCUGUGUAUUGAGAUGUUGCCUUAGCGAAGCAGAAAUAGAUAGAGAAAUAGUAU
Molecule: messenger RNA, 721 nt
Organism: Rubroshorea leprosula
Lineage: Eukaryota; Viridiplantae; Streptophyta; Magnoliopsida; Malvales; Dipterocarpaceae
Source: the annotation of a GenBank genome assembly